Gopherus flavomarginatus (Mexican gopher tortoise) is the source of this 1642-nucleotide messenger RNA. Its product is annotated as dynamin-1-like protein. Gene Ontology annotation, biological process: mitochondrial fission. The transcript has 12 exons. Bases 98 to 1642 code for a protein of 514 amino acids. Gene Ontology annotation, molecular function: microtubule binding; GTP binding; GTPase activity. The record is from RefSeq and is a predicted model, not a curated record. Gene Ontology annotation, cellular component: mitochondrion; cytoplasm; microtubule. Lineage: Eukaryota; Metazoa; Chordata; Testudines; Testudinidae.
GUUCUGUUUUUGGCUGUGGGGCUGUACUGGCUCCCGGUUGAUUUGAGGGGGUGCCCCAUGUCCCCUUGUAGGGAGGAGCCCCGCAUCCGGCCCUGCCAUGGAGACUCUGAUCCCCGUUAUCAACAAACUGCAGGAGAUUUUCAACACCGUAGGGGCCGGGGUGAUCCAGCUGCCCCAGAUCGUGGUGAUUGGGGCCCAGAGCAGCGGGAAGAGCUCAGUUCUGGAGAGCAUUGUGGGUCGUGACUUCCUGCCCCGGGGCUCAGGCAUUGUCACCCGGCGGCCCCUGGUCUUGCAGCUGGUGAAUGUGCCAUUUCUGGAGGAGCGGCAACAUGCAGCCAGUGGGGAGACAAGUACCCUGGCCGAAGAGUGGGCAACCUUCCUGCAUUGCAAGCACAAGACCUUCACCGACUUCAGUGAGAUCCAGCAGGAGAUAGAGACUGAGACCGAGAGGACGACAGGAACCAACAAGGGGAUCAGCCCGGAGCCCCUGUAUCUGAAGAUCUACUCCCCACAUGUCCUGAACUUGACACUGGUCGACCUACCGGGGAUCACCAAGGUGCCUGUGGGGGACCAGCCCCCCGACAUUGAGGGCCAGGUGCGGGAGAUGAUCCUAUCCUACGUCUCCAAUCCGAACUGCCUGAUCCUGGUUGUGACAGCUGCCAACACCGACGUGGCCACCUCUGAGGCGCUCAAGCUGGCCCGGGAUGUUGACCCCGAUGGAUGCCGCACACUGGCCGUGGUCACCAAGCUGGACCUGAUGGACGCUGGGACGGACGCCAUGGACGUUCUGAUGGGCCGGGUCAUCCCUGUCAAACUGGGCAUCAUUGGGGUGGUGAACAGGAGCCAGCACGACAUCAACACUUGGAAGAGCAUCACUGAGUCACUGCAGGAUGAGCAGGUCUUCCUGCAGAAGCGAUACCCAUCGCUGGCCAACCGCAACAGCACCCGGCACCUGGCCAAGACCCUCAACCGGCUGCUGAUGCAUCACAUCCGGGAUUGCCUGCCGGAGCUGAAAACCCGGGUGAAUGUGCUGACGGCCCAAUAUCAGUCAGUGCUGCAGAGCUAUGGGCAGCCCAUUGAGGACAAGAAUGCCAUGCUGCUGCAGAUCAUCACCAAGUUCGCCACCGAGUACUGCCACACCAUCGAGGGCACGGCCCGGAACAUUGAGACUUCAGAGCUCUGCGGGGGUGCCCGCAUGGGCUACAUCUUCCACGAGACGUUCGGCCGGACGUUGGAGUCCAUCGACCCGCUGGCUGGGCUCACAAUGCUGGACAUCCUGACGGCCAUUCACAGUGCCACGGGCCCCCGUCCCGCCCUCUUCAUGCCCGAGGUCUCCUUCGAGCUGCUGGUGAAACGUCAGAUCAAGCGUCUGGAGUACCCGAGCCUGCGCUGUGUGCAACUGGCGCUGCAGCUCCUCGUGCACAUCAUUCAGCACUGUUCCACGUACAACACACAGGAGCUGCUGCGCUUCCCCAAACUGCAUGAAGCGAUUGUGGAAGUGGUGACAGGCGUCCUGCGGCAGAGGCUGCCCAUCACCAAUGAGAUGGUAACACCCCAGGGGGAGGGGGCUGCUAUGGGACAUCUGGGAUCCAUGCAGGGUAGGGGCCUGAUAUGGGAGUGGGGGUUGAAGUCUUUGUCCUAG